AUGGUGUUCAUCGAGACGUUCCUGGGCAUGGCCCGGUAUUUAUCACCGCGAAACGACGACGACUGGUCCGAUCGGAUGCACUAUCUCUACACCCCGAAUAUUCUGCUCGCCUUCUCGAUUCUCGUCUCGUUCAAGCAGUUCGGCGGCCGCCCCAUCGAGUGCAUGUUCCCCAACAAAUUUCCCGGAUCUUGGGAGCAGUACGCCGAGAACUACUGCUGGUCCCAGGACACGUAUUUCGUCGAACCCGACAAACACGUCGAGCAGAUGACCCUAGAGGAACGGUCAUCCCAUACGCGCCAGCUCUCCUACUACCAAUGGGUCCCAUUCUUCCUGCUGCUCCAAGCCGCGUUCUUUCGGGCCCCGAGUCUACUGUGGAAAUACGUGUCUAACCAUUCGGGAAUCCGCAUCCACGAGGUCGUCGAAAAGGCGAUGGAUACCGGGAAUGUUGACGAAACUGUGAUAAUCCAUCGCACAUUCUCCUGCCUAAACUUCCAAUAUUCCUCGAGCUACAUCUCGGUCGUCUACAUGUUCACCAAGGUCAUCUACCUCGGCAAUUGUCUGCUACAGCUGUGGCUCAUGAAUUAUUUCUUGAAAACGGAUCGAUAUGGAAUGUACGGUAUCGACGUGCUGUAUGAUGUAAUUACGGGUGUACGGUGGGAGACAAGCGGAUAUUUCCCGAGGACAUCUGUCUGCGAUUUUACGGUUCGUCAAGUGGCAAACAUCCAAAAAUACUCGGUUCAAUGCGUGCUGGUGAUCAACAUUUUUACCGAGAAAAUCUUCAUCGUCCUCUGGUUCUGGUAUCUACUCCUCCUGUCUGCCUCGCUAUUUACCGUGCUCUAUUGGGUGAUAUUGCUAUCGUUCCCCUGUUUCUCGCGAUGGUUCGUCGGCCAGCACCUUGAGCUGAGCAGCCUGGGAGGGUUUUCGGCGAGAACGAAAAAAUGCCGAGACGAUCUCUACAAAUUUGUCCACGGCUACCUCCAUCGCGAUGGCGUCUUUGUCCUAAGAAUGGUAUCCUCUCACGCCGGCGUGAUUUUCACGACGGAUUUAGUGCUGGCCCUGUGGAAAGAAUUCUACGGAAUCGAACAGAAGAUGCUGGAAUCGGACCCGGAGAGCUCCGUCGACCCUGAAGAACAGAAUCAGAAAAAUCUGAAUUUAAGACAACGCCGGGGGCGCCGGGUGAAGACGCUGGUAGAUGAGGAAGGGUUGGCCGCCCACCUAAUCCCGGUGACCCAGGGCCACCAUGACGAUGAUGAAGACAGCGCAACGAGCACAGACUCGGAAAAGCGUGCCGAGCAACGGACAAGAGCUCGAAUCCCGACGCCAGAGCUGUUAGAACGCUUCGACUCUCCAAAACCCCGCUCGCCAGUGGAGCAACGGUACGAAUUCGAGGAAAAUCUCGGAUUCCGCGACACUCCAGAUGACAAUACGGUACCCAAUUCCUCUCGCGACUACGAUUAUGACCAAUAUACGGAUAGGUAU
Mesorhabditis spiculigera is the source of this 1479-nucleotide messenger RNA. The record is from the annotation of a GenBank genome assembly. Lineage: Eukaryota; Metazoa; Nematoda; Chromadorea; Rhabditida; Rhabditidae.